Gavia stellata (red-throated loon) is the source of this 2676-nucleotide messenger RNA. RefSeq names its product inositol polyphosphate-5-phosphatase J (gene INPP5J). Lineage: Eukaryota; Metazoa; Chordata; Aves; Gaviiformes; Gaviidae. Bases 1 to 2676 code for a protein of 891 amino acids. The transcript is spliced from 12 exons. Gene Ontology annotation, molecular function: phosphatidylinositol-3,4,5-trisphosphate 5-phosphatase activity; phosphatidylinositol-4,5-bisphosphate 5-phosphatase activity. Gene Ontology annotation, biological process: phosphatidylinositol dephosphorylation; negative regulation of peptidyl-serine phosphorylation. Gene Ontology annotation, cellular component: plasma membrane; cytoplasm; ruffle. The record is from RefSeq and is a predicted model, not a curated record.
AUGGAGCCGGCCCGGCGUGGCAGCGCGGACCAGGGCUCGGCCGCCGCUUUGGGGCCCCGGCCCGGCCCCCCGCGGGGCCCCGCGCCCGCCGCCUCCCCCGCGCGGCCGGCGCCCUUCGGCCCCGGGGGCUCGGCCCGGCCCCACCCCGACGGUGGGGCCCCGGCGGCGCCUUUGCUCGGAGGCGGCCCGGGCGCCCGCAGGAGCUCCCGGCCGGACGCCGCCUGCGACCCCUUCCCCUACGGCUGCCCGCGGCCCGGGGGGGCGCAGCGCGGCGGCCCCGAGGAGCGGGCCCCGGGCCGGGCCGCUCAGCCCCUGCCGCUGGAGGUCGGCCGGGCCCAGCCUGAGGGGGCCGGCGGGCCUCACGCCUUCCCGCUGCCGGCCCUCCUGCCCCCCAGCCCGGGCGCCCCCCCGGCCCGCCCCACCCCGCCGUCCCCGGCGGCACCCGGCCCGGCGGCGGCCCGGCCCGCCUUCCCCGAGCUCGGUCCCCUGGAGCAUGCCGCCCCCGGGAAGCCGCCGCCCGCCGAGCGGAGGGAGAUGCUCCCCAAGGCGGAGUCCAGCGACCACAUCUCGGCCUGGGCGGCCUCCUCGCCCAGGGCCACCGGCCUGCCCAAAGCCGUCUCCAGCGAGUUCAUCGCCGGCGGGCGGGUGGGCCUGUCCAAGCCUGCGGCUCUCCCCAAACCGGAGCCGGACGAGCUCUCACUCUUCGGGAGGUCCCUUGGCCUGCCAAGCUCCAGCGACUCCUGUGACACGCUCCUCGGCUGCUCGGGAAGGGUCCCGGAGGACAGCUCGUUCCGCAUCACAGUGGUCACCUGGAACGUAGGCACAGCCAUGCCCCCAACUGAUGUGACAUCCCUGCUGCACCUCAACACGGGCGAGACAAAUGACGCGGACAUGAUCGCCAUUGGGCUGCAAGAGGUGAACUCUAAGAUAAACAAGCGCCUGAAGGACGCCCUCUUCACAGAUCAGUGGAGCGAGCUCUUCAUGGAUGUGCUGAGCCCCUUCCACUUUGUCCUGGUCAGCACAGUGCGGAUGCAAGGUGUGAUCCUACUGGUAUUUGCCAAGUACUACCACCUCCCCUUCCUGCAGGACAUCCAGACGGACUGCACGAGGACGGGGCUGGGAGGCUACUGGGGCAACAAGGGUGGGGUGAGCGUUCGUCUCUCCAUCUUCGGCCACAUGGUCUGCUUCCUGAACUGCCACCUGCCAGCGCACCUGGAGAAGGCAGAGCAGCGCAAGGAGGACUUUGCUACCAUAUUGCACAUGCAGCAGUUCGAGGGGCGUGCAGCCAGCGGCAUCCUGGACCAUGACCUCGUGUUUUGGUUUGGGGACCUCAAUUUCCGCAUCGAGAGCCUUGACAUCCGCUUUGUGAAGUACGCCAUCGAUAGCAACAUCCUGAGCCAGCUCUGGGAGAAGGACCAGCUGAACAUUGCCAAGACAACCUGGCCUGUCCUCAGCGGCUUUCAGGAGGGACCCCUGAACUUCCCACCCACCUUCAAGUUCGACGUGGGCACCAACAAGUACGACAGCAGUGCCAAGAAGCGAAAACCUGCCUGGACUGACCGCAUCCUCUGGAAGAUCAAAUCUCCCAAUGUUGGGCUUGGUGCAGGCGGGCGCCGGCCCAGCCGGGGUGUCCUGUCAGUGAGCCAACUCUGCUACUGCAGCCACAUGGAGUACACGGUCAGUGACCACAAGCCAGUAGCUGCCAUCUUUGCAGUGCAGUUUGCUUCCAAGGCAGACAAGCCCCCGGUUGAGAUUUACGUGGCUGACGAAUGGAGCAGGCCUGAGCAAGCAGUUGUCAGGUACAGGAUGGCUGCUGGCUUCCACCGGAGCUCCUGGGACUGGAUAGGACUCUACCGGGUGGGCUUUCGGCACCCUAAAGACUAUGUGUCCUAUGUCUGGGCCAGGAGUGAUGAUGGCGAGCGCUGCCUAGAGAAGCAACUGUGUGCGCAGGUGAUGUUCUCAGAGGAGGCGCUGCCCAAGGGGAAGGGCGAGUACAUCCUUGGAUACUACAGCAACACCUCCAGCAGCAUCGCUGGCGUGACUGAGCCCUUCCAGAUCUCCCUGCCCAGGUCGGAGGAGGGCAGCAGCCCCACAGACAGCUCAGGCAGCAGCUCAGAAGAGGAGGAUGACAGCACGCUUGUCCUGCUGGCCCCCAAGUCCCGGAGCCCCAGCCCGGGCAAGAUGAAACGGCACCGGAGCCGAAGCCCCAGCCUGGCCAAGUUUCAGGGCCUCAUCCUGCGGCCGUCGAGCCGGGACAGGGGUACGAGCCGCAGCCCUUCACCCCAGAGCCGCCGAGGCCUCCCCGGGGACAUCCCCACCAUCCACCUGCCCCAGGAGGAGCCGGGGCGCCGUGGAGCCAAAACCAAGGAGCCAGGGCGGGCAGCUGACAGCCACGAGGGCAGCUCCUUCUACCAGACUGUGCGGGAGCAGGGUGGCCCCCGGCGUGUCUCUGCUGACAACCCCCUGGCCAGGGCUGACCCCAGGAACCUGGGCCUGCUGCCUGCGCUCCGUCUGGAGAUGAUUGACCAGGCCAUGGGCCGGUGGAGGGAAAGCGUAGACCAGGGCUACCCUUGCCGGAGGAUGAGCCCCACCAGCCCCCCAGGCUGCAGCACCUCCCCAAAGGAGGGGAGCAGCCCCCAGGAGCUGGACAGCCAUAGCUGUGCCAUGGGCCGCUGA